This is a messenger RNA of Zychaea mexicana, 1107 nucleotides long. RefSeq lists its product as uncharacterized. The record is from RefSeq and is a predicted model, not a curated record. The transcript has 6 exons. Lineage: Eukaryota; Fungi; Mucoromycota; Mucoromycetes; Mucorales; Lichtheimiaceae. The annotation marks the transcript as partial.
CUAGACGAAGCCAACGGCUUCUCUGUCGAAUAUCACAACUGGUAUAAGAUUGUUACGAACCACCGAGUAAACGAACAAUAUGCCCUUGUUUGCUGUGGUCAACCUACAACCAAUUUCACUCAAUAUCAGGCGGCAGUGAACACGCCAGUGACCAGCGUUGGUGUUACCACUGUGCGCGAUGUUCUGCCGUAUAUGGAGCUUCUUGGAUUGAGUGAUCGUGUUCAGUCGAUCGAAGGAUAUCAGAAUGUUACCUCACCUUGCUAUGGCGAUGUUACAGACACUCCUGGUAACGGCACGGUCGAUAUCGUCUUUACGGAUCACAGCAUCUCCAACAUGCCCGAUACACACUACAUUGGAUUUUCACCCGAUAAUGAAGAGCUGACGCCACUUCAGGAAAUGAAACCAUGCAUCAAUAUGCUCAUUCUUUGCGUGGAACCUAUUAUCUGUUCCAAACUGGUGGAACCGAAUACCGCACAGUCCACUGUGUACACACAAAUAAACGAAUUCCACACUGCUAUUCGAUAUGCCGAUUUCGCCAUUGAUGUCACACCGCUGAGCAAUCUUGGUAAUCAAUCGUACGAGGAUUGGUUAUCCCUGGGUGGCUUCACUACAGAUCUUGAUAUCUAUUCAGAGGCUUUCAUUGAUGACAAAAAUGUGUUCCGUACGGAUGGUCUUGUCAAUAGCAACGGUUACUCAGAUUGGUCGCAACGCUCGCCUGCCCGGCCGGAUCUGGCACUUCGAGAUAUAAUCCAUAUGAUGUAUCCAACAUACCAAGCCAACUACAGCUCCACUUGGCUGCGAAACUUUGCAAAACAAGACAGACCUCGACAAAUUGCCGAUAUCAGCUAUGCAUGCGAUGCAACUGAUAUAAUCAGCGAGUUACAAUGCGCUCCCGAAAAGUUUGGUGUAAAUCAACGACAAGACAGUGGGGAUGGUGGUCAUGCCCAUACCCUUAGUGCUGGUGGUAAGGCUGGUAUUUCCGUAGGCGUCAUUGUGGCUGCAGUUCUUGCAGGACUUGCUGCGUUCUUCCUUUGGCGCCGCCACCGACAAGUGAAAGCAAGUCGAACGUUCUAUCGUAUGAACGACGUUAAUCAUUCUAAUCCAUAA